Adelges cooleyi (spruce gall adelgid) is the source of this 1613-nucleotide messenger RNA. Its product is annotated as BAG family molecular chaperone regulator 2-like. Bases 254 to 820 code for a protein of 188 amino acids. NCBI's taxonomy places the organism in Eukaryota, Metazoa, Arthropoda, Insecta, Hemiptera, Adelgidae. The record is from RefSeq and is a predicted model, not a curated record. The transcript is spliced from 3 exons. Gene Ontology annotation, biological process: protein stabilization. Gene Ontology annotation, molecular function: protein-folding chaperone binding; adenyl-nucleotide exchange factor activity.
GUCGUAGGACACUGUAUCAGCUGUAUCAGUAACCAGAAAGUAAUGACUGCUAUUGUCGUUUGCGUUUAGUGAUAAACUGCGAACCUCGACCUUAUCAUUUUACCGUCAACUUUUUUUGUUUAUUUUAAUAUUUUGUGUAAUGUGUAUUCGAUUUGCUGUUUUCAAUGAACUUGUGAUUUUAUUUUUCUAAGUUUAUAAGUGAGCAUAUUCGAAUACAGUUAUUUGAAAUUCGGAUUUUUCAAUCAUCAUCAUUAUGGAAAACGCGGGAGAAGUCAUAAUGUCUAAUGAUGAUUUUGAGCCUACUUCUUCCAAACAGCACUUAAUUAAAAUGUUGGACCGUGUAGAAUUGCUUGUUGAAAGUAUUAGACGAGAAGCUCUACAAAUGGAAGAAGAUAUCGACAAUAUGUACACAACUAUAGACGCUAUAAAAACAUCAGACUCUUUAAGCUAUCUUAACUCUGUUGAUAAAGAUGAUAUUUAUCAGGCUGCUGAACGUAUUGUGAACCGUUGCAACACUAUUAAGAUUACAGUGCAUACUACAAGGAGCGAAAGUCAACAAAAUUGUUUGGAAGAGGUGAAUAAUUUAAUUGACAAUAUGGUCAACACAUUGAAAGUGGAUGCUGAUACUGCCAAAUCUUACUGUCAGUCUUACUUGGCUUCUUGUAGUUCAUCUGAACAUGAAGUCGGUAACAAAGUAUUUGAGACAGCUAUUUUAGGUUGUACACUUGAUGAUCAAAAACGUAUUCAUAAACGACUACAAGGACUAUUGGAUUAUAUUAUUCAUAGCACCUGUGUAACUGAGGCUUGUGAAGAUCAGUAAAAUAUAGUGCAAUAUAUACUAGCGUUAAAAAAUUGCACUGCUUGAUGUUUAUAAGACAUACAUUCCAUAUUAAUUAUAACUAUAAACAUGUAUUCCUAUUUUAUUAAGAUUUUGAUCAUAAAUCAAAUAUCAUGUUAAUCACAUAAAAUUAAGUGUUAUGUAACUAUGUUGUUUAUUUUCCUAAUAUAUGAUAUUACAUUAUCAAAAAUAUGUAUAUUUUGUGUUGAUGUAAGCACUGAAAUUCAAACAUCUAAUGCUUAUGGUAUGACACAAGAGUUUUUAAAGACAUUCUUCUUUUUUUGUCUUAUUUUUCCAGGUCUCAGUUUUAUAGUUGCUGAUGCAUUUUUAUUCCUGUAGGGCACAGCACCAAAUGAACCUACAACAUUAAUAAACAAAUAUUUGUAUUAAAAUUUGUACAUAAAAAUUAAUAUUUUAAAUAGAAUAAGUGUAAUCAAACUAUAAUAACAAUAUUUGAUUAAAAUCAAUUAAGUAGAGCAAUAUUUUUUAUCAUUUAAGGCACACCAGCAAACUGUUAUGAAUAACAUGUGUCGUUUGUGCAACAUUUUGAUAAUUGAUAUAGCUGUUGCAACACGUUUGGAGUUUAGUACCUUACUGUGGAUGAGAUGAAUUAAAUGUAGAACUGGGAUUCGUAAAUAUAGUUAUUUAUGGUUGACAUUUUAUUUUAUAUUUUAUUUCAGCAAUAAACUUUUUUAUUACUGAAAAUGUUGUUUUAAAUUUAUGUAGGUUACAAUAUUUAUGUAAUAUAAAUUAAAUGUACGUACUUAUAGUGUAA